Molecule: messenger RNA, 6861 nt
Organism: Piliocolobus tephrosceles (Ugandan red Colobus)
Lineage: Eukaryota; Metazoa; Chordata; Mammalia; Primates; Cercopithecidae
Product: gamma-tubulin complex component 4
Exons: 18
Coding region: 292-2295 (667 amino acids)
Biological process (GO): microtubule nucleation; meiotic cell cycle; spindle assembly
Cellular component (GO): gamma-tubulin complex; spindle pole; microtubule organizing center
Molecular function (GO): gamma-tubulin binding; microtubule minus-end binding
Source: RefSeq, a predicted model, not a curated record
ACCGAGGGCGCAUGCGCGAGGGCUGCGCCCGCGACUCAGUCUCCACGGAGCCUGGGCGGGAGUAGCGGGUGGGCCCAGUGGAGCCUCCGAACUUCCGGAACUCAGCCGCGACCCCUUCCCAGCUUCCCGUCCGCUCCGCCGCAGCGAUUGUCUCGGUGGGUUGAUUCGGCACAAACCGCCCGACCCAGGGGCUGGUGCGCGUGUGGAAGGGGAAGCACUCCCCUCGUGGUCGCCUGGAGGUGCGCUGGAGGAGGAGGUGAAGUAUCCAGGGACUCGAGGUCCGCUGUGGGAAUGAUCCACGAACUGCUCUUGGCUCUGAGCGGGUACCCUGGGUCUAUUUUCACCUGGAACAAGCGGAGUGGCCUGCAGGUAUCACAGGACUUCCCUUUCCUCCACCCCAGUGAGACCAGUGUCCUGAAUCGACUCUGCCGGCUCGGCACAGACUAUAUUCGCUUCACUGAGUUCAUUGAACAGUACACGGGCCAUGUGCAACAACAGGAUCACCAUCCAUCUCAGCAGGGCCAAGGUGGGUUACAUGGAAUCUACCUGAGGGCCUUCUGCACAGGGCUGGAUUCUGUUUUGCAGCCUUAUCGCCAAGCACUGCUUGAUUUGGAACAAGAGUUCCUGGGUGAUCCCCAUCUCUCCAUAUCACAUGUCAACUACUCCCUAGACCAGUUUCAGCUUCUUUUUCCCUCUGUGAUGGUUGUAGUGGAACAAAUUAAAAGUCAAAAGAUUCAUGGUUGUCAAAUUCUGGAAACAGUCUACAAACACAGCUGUGGGGGGUUGCCUCCUGUUCGAAGUGCACUGGAAAAAAUCCUGGCCGUUUGUCAUGGGGUCAUGUAUAAACAACUCUCAGCCUGGAUGCUCCACGGACUCCUCUUGGACCAGCAUGAAGAAUUCUUUAUCAAACAGGGUCCAUCUUCUGGUAAUGUCAGUGCUCAGCCAGAAGAGGACGAAGAGGAUCUGGGCAUUGGGGGACUGACAGGAAAACAACUGAGAGAACUCCAGGACUUGCGCCUGAUUGAGGAAGAGAACAUGCUGGCACCAUCUCUGAAGCAGUUUUCCCUACGAGUGGAGAUUUUGCCAUCCUACAUUCCAGUGAGGGUUGCUGAAAAAAUCCUAUUUGUUGGAGAAUCUGUCCAGAUGUUUGAGAAUCAAAAUGUGAACCUGACUAGAAAAGGAUCCAUUUUGAAAAACCAGGAAGACACUUUUGCUGCAGAGCUGCACCGUCUCAAGCAGCAGCCGCUCUUCAGCUUGGUGGACUUUGAACAGGUGGUGGAUCGCAUUCGCAGCACUGUGGCUGAGCAUCUCUGGAAGUUGAUGGUAGAAGAAUCCGAUUUACUGGGUCAGCUGAAGAUCAUUAAAGACUUUUACCUUCUGGGACGUGGAGAACUGUUUCAGGCCUUCAUUGACACAGCUCAACACAUGUUAAAAACACCGCCCACUGCAGUAACUGAGCAUGAUGUGAAUGUGGCCUUUCAACAGUCAGCACACAAGGUUUUGCUAGAUGAUGACAACCUUCUCCCUCUGUUGCACUUGACAAUUGAGUAUCACGGAAAGGAGCACAAAGCAGACGCUCCUCAGGCAAGAGAAGGGCCUUCUCGGGAAACUUCUCCCCGGGAGGCCCCUGCAUCUGGCUGGGCAGCCCUAGGUCUUUCCUACAAAGUGCAGUGGCCGCUACACAUUCUCUUCACCCCAGCUGUCCUGGAAAAGUACAAUGUUGUUUUCAAGUACUUACUGAGCGUACGCCGGGUGCAAGCUGAGCUGCAGCACUGCUGGGCCCUACAAAUGCAGCGCAAGCACCUCAAGUCUAACCAGACUGAUGCAAUCAAGUGGCGCCUAAGAAAUCACAUGGCAUUUUUGGUGGAUAAUCUUCAGUACUAUCUCCAGGUAGACGUGUUGGAGUCUCAGUUCUCCCAGCUGCUUCAUCAAAUCAAUUCUACCCGAGACUUUGAAAGCAUCCGAUUGGCUCACGACCACUUCCUGAGCAAUUUGCUGGCUCAAUCCUUUAUCCUAUUGAAACCUGUGUUUCACUGCCUGAAUGAAAUCCUAGAUCUCUGUCACAGUUUUUGUUCGCUGGUCAGUCAGAACCUAGGCCCACUGGAUGAGCGUGGAGCCGCCCAGCUGAGCAUUCUCGUGAAGGGCUUUAGCCGCCAGUCUUCACUCCUAUUCAAGAUUCUCUCCAGUGUUCGGAAUCAUCAGAUCAACUCAGAUUUGGCUCAACUACUGCUACGACUAGAUUAUAACAAAUACUAUACCCAGGCUGGUGGAACUCUGGGCAGUUUCGGGAUGUGAAAAGUUUUGGCUCAUAAACUGAAAUAACAGCCAUGUUCCCAAGUUUGUAACAGAAGAUUCAAAACAAACAUCCCAUUCUAGCCAAACACAAAUAAGUAUCUGUGGCCUAGUGAUAGGACUCUACCUUUUCUCCUGGAAGCAGUUACUGAACAUCCAGGAGUACAAAUCCUUCCCAUCAUUCCCAUGUGGAAAGGCCUGUCCCAUCAAGGAGAACAUGUGGCAUCUCUGAUCCUUUACAUUGAGAACAUUUGUUGGAUAUGUUUGUUUAUUCAAUAGUCAUUUAUUGAGCACCUACUGUACAUGCCUUGGUACUGUUCAAGCUGUGGGAGAUACAGCAGUAAACAAACAAUAUAGAGCAGAAAGUUAAGUAUUUUAUGGUUCAUAUGUGAAAAAGUAAUUAUGUUUAUAAAUAGGCUAACUGCUGGAUGUUACCAUCAAGUAAGAAAGCAACAGGUAGGAUAGGCUUUCUCUCUCCCUAUACCAAGUAGUUUAUACCUACACAGAUUGGGCAAUUCUAGCUAAUGAAAAUAUAUUUAAAGUAUUUCUCAGGCCAGGCACGGUGGCUCACGCCUGUAAUCCCAGCACUUUGGGAGGCCAAGGUGGGUGGAUCACCUGAAGUCAGGAGUUCAAGACCAGCCUGACCAAUAUGCUGAAACCCCGACCCUACUAAAAAUACAAAAAUUAGCCAGGUGUGGCAGCAUGUGCCUAUAAUCUCAGCUACUCAGGAGGCUGAGACAGGAGAAUCACUUGAACCUGGGAGGUAGAGGUUGCAGUGAGCUGAGAUUGUGCAGUUGCACUCCAACCUGGGCAACAAGAGCGAAAUUCCGUCUCAAAAAAAAAACAAAAAAAAAAAAAAACGUAUUCUCCAGGAAAAAGGUCUUUAAGAAAAAAUUGAGAUCAAGUUGUUAGAUUUUUAAAUAGUGAAGACUGCAGGCCCAAUUACCCAUCUUAAGCCAUAGGGGUUGAAGUUAUCUUAAUAUGGCCCAGCCAUCACUGGUAAUCAAUAUUCAUGUCAGUGUGAGUAAAAAUAAAUAUUCAUUGAAUAACGCCCUCCAAAUUGAAAAAGAAUGCAGUGUUCUGGCAUCAGUUUAUAGUCACUGAAUCUGGUCUUCAUCACCACAUCUACACACACAGGGAAGUUCUGACAACCUUAUUCCCUUCUAUUAUCAACUAAAGAUCACCCUUUCCACUGCUAUCUCUAGAGCAGGAGUUGGCAAACUAUGGCCUGCUGCCUGUUUUUGUAAAUACAGUUUCACUGGAACACAGCCAUGCCCAUUUGUUUACCCACUGUCUGUGGUUGCUUUCAUGCCCUCACAGCAAAGGUGAGUAGUUGUGAUGGAUCAAAUGGCCCACAAAGCCUGAAAUAUUUACUCUUUGGCCCUUUACAGAAAAAAACUUGUUGAUCCCUGCUUUAGAGAAUGAGAAGCCAUGAACAGGGAUCAGUGAUGCCAGAGGAAGGGAAGGAACAGCUUCCAGCCAUUGUGACAAUAAUAAUAAUAUUGACUAGAACUUGUAACAUUUCCAAGUGUUCUCACUUGUGCUUCUCAUGUUUAUCUUCCGGAAGGUCAUUCCAUCAAGCUUAUGGUCACUGUCCCUUCAUGGCAGUUGGUCCUUUCGUUCUCCCUUUAGCUCUUAAGUGGGGGAAUACCCACAGGUCAGCUGUUAGUGAUCUCAGCUCUAGAGAGAGAGAGAGCAUGAGGUCUUUCUUCAACUGUCAAGAAACAGAGCUGUGCCCAAUUCUGCUCAACUUUUGGCACAACUGUUAAUCUGGGCCUUCACCUACUUUAAACUGAGUUUUUGCAAGCAUAGCAUUUUAGACACCCUGGAAUAACCUUUUGGGAAUGAUGCCACAGAAUAAAGUACACUCUUAACUUUGCGAUUUCCUUGGCUAGCUGUCCUCCUAAAGUGAAUAAGCCUAUUGAAAACCUCGAGAAAGUACUAUGUCUUGUCAUUUGUUCUGAGAUUAAGCUCAAAGAAACAGAUGAAGAAAUCCCAGUUACUACAACCAAAGAGAUUCAACAUUUAUUUUAUCAUAAAAGAAGUUCAGCAAAUAAAACUAUAUACAAGAUCCAUGCAAGGAAUCCAGUUACACACAAGACACAUUUAAAACCUGGUUAAAACACAAUCUCCACGAUAGCAGGGAAUAAAACCAGUAAGACCAAGUAUCUUUAGUGAGAAACAUAAUCGUGUUUAUAUUUUGGAUGCUGCUUGAAUCCAGUUCUCUCCCCAACAAUGAGGCACUGGAUCACCCAUUCUUGUGACACGACAGGCAGCUGCAAUGCUUCAGCACACUUCAGCACCGAGGCUGGGCAAGAGGGGUCCGUCACCACCACAUCAAAUACCCCUAAAGCAAUAUCUGCAAGGGGCAAGGGAAAGUGAAGAAGGAAAGUACACUCAAUUUAGCCCUCCAUUACAAAGAGAGAUUUGAUUCUAACCAAUACAUCCCACUCUGCACAAACCAAAGCCCUAUUAUGUCAAGCACACUGCUGAUCAAGACCAAAAGUAGAGGUAUAAUCACUAUGUGCUGACCUUGUAGAAAUAUUUAACAAAUAUAUGCCCAGUGCUUCAUUUAUGUUGACUCACCCCUUGAAGGUGGUACUUUUCUUCUCUAAGAAACAUGGAUACGGUCAACCUAUUAGGCCUGAGCCUUGGACCACAAGGCCUGACACCUAGAGGUCUAAGGAGAUCUCUCGAACAAAGAUACACACACACACACACUCAGGUACCUUUGUUAUGGGCACUUGAAUGGUGCUGCUUCACAGAGGCUGCCCCUCCAGUCAUGAGGAUCUCAGACCAGAGCUCCAGGAAGUUCUGCUGUUGGUCUGAUACCAAGAGUACCUUCAGAUUCUGGAAAGGAUUUUCACGGGGUUGCCUAGGAAGGAGGCAGAGAGAUAGCCCUAUGUAAUGGAAAGGACCUUAGCAUGACAAGUAAUAUCCAACAAACUGCCUUUCUGCAAAGGGACUCAUGUACAUCUGAAUGUUUUCAAAACUAAGUGCCCCAUCAGGCAUAGUGUUUCAAGCCUGUAAUCCCAGCACUUUGGGAAGCUGUGGUGGUUGGAUCUCUUGGGCCCGGGAGUUCGACAGCAGCCUGGGCAAUAUGGCGAGACCCCAUCUCUACAAAAAAUAACAGAUUAGCUGGGUAUGGUGGCGAGUGCCUGUAGUCCCAGCAGCUUGGGAGGCUGAGGUAGGAGGAUCGCUUCAGCCUGGGAGGUUGAGCCUGCAGUAAGUCAUCAUUGUGCCACUGUACCCCAGCCUAGGUGACAGAGCAAGACUUCGUCUCAAAAAGCUAAGCCCUGUAUUAGGGUCCCCCUUCUCUUCCUUCUUGCAGUGAAUGACCUGUAUUCCCUGCAAUCCUGGCUUUCUGAUUUCCAUGUUUGUUCUGGGGCUGAGAAUAAUCUAAAUCACGCUCCUGAGCCUAUAUAUUUUUAAUGUUUGCUUAAAACUUAGUUCUCUAACUUUACAGGUUGAGAAUAUUGACCCUAUAUACAAAUCUUCACACAUUUUCAAAAGGUUUCUAGCCAAUGUAACCUAUGGAAAUAAACUAAACUCCUGAAGUCAUUUCAAACCCACUUAAAUUUAUCCUACCGACAUUCCAAUGUCUAGAAAGCUUUACUCUCUCACCUAGAUUCUCUUCCCUCCAAAGCUUGCUGUCUUCCUGUCUAUACAAUUCUGGAUGGGCUUUCAAAUACUUACCAGUCCAGAAUUCUUUGCUCCUCAAGGCUGUACCCAGCCGGCAACAGAUAAUUACGAUAGUUCUGGAGCUGGUUGGCAUGGCAACUAUCAUGGACCCAGACAUGAGACACACAAGGAAUCCCACUGGCAAGGCACAGGAAGUACUUCCGGGUUCGACAAUGCUGAUCCGCAAUCAGAAGACACUGGUAAGCUGUGUUACACUGGAAGAAAAGAAGCAGAGCUAAUGGGUUUGGUGACUUCUGUGGAAAGCUCCUAAGCAGCAGCCAUAGUGAGCCAUGAAGAGCAGAUCUGAAGACUCCCAACUACUACCCAACGUGUGAUUUAGUCUAUCCUUCUGUCCAAGGCCACUCUUCUCACUGAAAGGCCCAAACGAUUUCCAUAGAUGUUCUCUCGGCCUCACCUGCAGCACUCUGAGGACCUAAAUCCUCAAGGGACAAACAAGACCUAUGAACUCAGCCUUUCAGGCUAAGAAUCAGCAACCCUAAUAGGGGUUUCUACUACUAAACAUAAAUAUCAAUCUUCUUUUGUCCCAGCAACAGAACCAGAGCCAUUAACUAACCCAAUGUCCUAACUUCUCUUCCCUAUACACAACAAAAAUUAUAUUUCAUGCAACGACAUUUUGGCAGUUUCUCAGUUCCUAAAAUCUCUGGCUACUUUAUCCAGGUUCCCCAACCCCUCUCAGGCCUCUUCUCACACAGCAAGUUGGCUCUUCUCAUUGCCACUAUAUUAGGUUACACAAAGAAACUCCUCACCUGGGCUUCAUUGAAAUCUUCAAGGAUAUAGCCAGCCCCUGCUCGAAGCUGGGAUUCUGUAUACUGCUUGUUGAAAGGAGGAAUUUCUAAAAAUUCUACAUUAAAAAAAAUAAGAUAAUAA